AUGGUUGAAGAUGAUCGUGACAAAGAUGAUCCUGACGACGAUGAUCCUGACGACGAUGAUCCAGGCGACGAUGAUCCUGACGACGAUGAUCCUGACGAUGAUUUUUUUGACGACGAUUUUUUUGACGACGAUUUUUUUGACGAUGAGUUUUUUGACGAUGAUUUUUUUGACGAUGAUUUUUUUGACGAUGAUUUUUUUGACGAUGAUUUUCUUGACGAUGACUUUCUUGACGAUGAUUUUCUUGACGGUGAUGUUCUUGAGUGUGAUGUUCUUGACAGUGAUUUUGAAGAAAAUGAGGACGAUGACGAUGAUGAUGAUAUUAUUUCUUUAGAAUAA
Molecule: messenger RNA, 336 nt
Organism: Leptopilina heterotoma
Lineage: Eukaryota; Metazoa; Arthropoda; Insecta; Hymenoptera; Figitidae
Product: aspartate and glycine-rich protein-like
Exons: 2
Coding region: 1-336 (111 amino acids)
Source: RefSeq, a predicted model, not a curated record